Molecule: messenger RNA, 1435 nt
Organism: Saccostrea cuccullata (small rock oyster)
Lineage: Eukaryota; Metazoa; Mollusca; Bivalvia; Ostreida; Ostreidae
Exons: 11
Coding region: 69-1136 (355 amino acids)
Source: RefSeq, a predicted model, not a curated record
GAUAUCUUGGCUGUAUAUAAAUAUCUUUUCCUUGGUUCGUUACUUCAGUUUCCAACAGGUCUCCAGCCAUGAAUACAACAAUGACCUGCAAUCCCUGUUUUAACAACGACUUUCCAUCCCACCAAGAACUAGGAGAAAUUGAAAAAUCCAUCAUACAGGAUUUAAACUUGGAGGAGAAGAAAUUUACCUUCACUAAAAUCAAACACAGCGAAGAGAAAAUAGAUGGUGAUCCGAAGAAAUGCAUCUGGAGACUUAACUCCAUUGAAAGAGUACACUGCGAGGAAAGAGUUAGGACGGAAGUUCAUGCAGCCAACAUGGAGACCGAAAGAGACGUGUCUUUAGGAGGUUUUAUCUGUUCAACAAAAAGGAAGAAUGGCUCCUAUCUUCAUAAAUUUGAGGACGUUGAUCAAAAUGGAGUCCUGUUCAAAUCUUUGUCGAUCAGAGAUGGCGACAUCCUUGUAUCACUGAACUUUAAGGAUGUUUCCGUCUUACCACCAGUCGGUCAUGCUGAAGUCAUCGAUUAUUUCCAGAAGAAGGUUACGCUUGACGAGUCCAGUACGAUGAUGAUAUGCAGACCCAGACCCAAAAGUGAGAAAUAUGUGUACUUCAAGCUUAAAUUUUGUAUAAAGAACAUUUUAGAAGAUUGGUCCGAAGAAACUGAUGAAUGCUUGCAAAUAAUUGUAAAGAAUCCAACAGAUAGCCCUUAUCAGUUGGUAACAGCACUCAGAGUCGCCAAUGCUUGCCAAUUUCUGAUAAAUGAUGACGGCCACCUUCGACUCUCGAGACUGGAUGAUUUUAAGAAACGCCAAAGUGGUCACUUUGUUCGUCACCGGACCGUUAAAUGCGAGGACGGUUCCCGUAUCUUUAAUUUGUAUGCAUAUCAGUCUGUGACGGAAAGUUCCAAGUUCCUGGGAUUGGCACCCGAUGGUGAAACUAUCGACUUAGUGGAGGGAAAGAACGAUGACGAACAUGUUUCAUUCAGAAACUAUAAAUGUAAAGCCUCGGGGUCGAUUUUGCGACCUUAUAAACAACCUGAUAAAGCAGUUUGUUUCAUUAACGGCCGAUUACAGUUGACGGAUUUCGUUGUCUCCGGAACUAUUCCGCAUCUCGCGGGGCUUCAGGAACUGGACAUUUAAUUAAAAGACCUGUUUUGGUUUCAUCGAUGGUGUUAACAAAAAGAUUAACUUGAUAUCGUAUUUUGUGAAAACUACAUUGUGUGAAUGGAGUCUUUUUUUCUUAUUUCUUUUCUUAUGUUUUUAAUAACAUUUAAUAUUUUAUUAAUUACAAUGAUGCGGACAAACAUGCAUUUAGGUAUACAUAUUUGAAAUGGCAAUACUAUAUUCUUUAAACAAGACUUUUUUCCCUUCAUUUUUUUUAAAUUUGUAUAACAUGUAACAAUAUCAAAGAAUCACUUUGGCCAGUUCUCUAUACAGUA